Messenger RNA from Lutzomyia longipalpis, 1072 nucleotides. RefSeq names its product CRISP/Allergen/PR-1-like. The record is from RefSeq and is a predicted model, not a curated record. The transcript has 2 exons. Lineage: Eukaryota; Metazoa; Arthropoda; Insecta; Diptera; Psychodidae. The coding region runs from base 47 to 1072 and encodes 341 amino acids.
AAUAUCUCUGAGCCUCCUGAUACUGCUCAAUCCUUCCCUAAUUUCCAUGGAAGAGCAUCCAUUUAAUGAGGUGGAUUGGUGUGAAUUUGGGGCCUCAUUGUGCCCUUCAAAUCAACCCCACAUUGCUUGUCCACACAACGGGUUUAAACGUUCACACUGCCCUAAGAAAGUUCGGGUAAAUUUAACAAAAACCUUCAAGAAGUUAAUUCUUACUAAGCACAACACCUACAGGAACCUCGUGGCUGAUGGAAAAGCUUUGAAUUUCAGCAGAAAAGCUUCACGAAUGAUGGAAAUUACCUGGAGUGAUGAACUUCAAUUUAUUGCUGAAAAGCAUGAGGAUUACUGCAGUGUUCUCUAUGAAGGUUGUCGAUUAAUUCCCGGAGUUGGAAGAGUUCUACAUCAUCAGGAAUUUGUUAGAACUUCCAGACUGAGAAUUGAUGUUAAGGGCUUCCUUCGAAAAUCCAUUGAUGGGUGGUUUUCAAUGCAUGAGUACUCUCACGUCGGUGAGAGCCUCAAUGGACGAUAUUUGGUCGUAAAGACUGAUCAACCAUUUCGUGAAAAUUUCAUUUCAAUGAUUCAGGAAAAUAUCCAAAGAAUGGGAUGUUCUUAUGUGAUCUAUGAAAUGCAGAAGAAGAAGAAGGAGACGAUGUACGGGCAUCUCCUGACGUGCAACUACGCCGGGGUAGGACAGGAGGACAUAGGGCAUGCCUUUAAAAUUGGAAAACCCUGUUCUGAAUGUGAAUCCGUACAGAGUCAUUGCAGCAAGAAGUACCUCAAUCUCUGUAGAGAAAAUCCUCCAGUUCCAAUUAAUUCCUCCAACAAAAUAGACUCAGAGGGAUGCUUUGAAAUUAACAGCGAUGAUUUGAACCUUUCCAUUAAGAUUAAUCUUCUGAAUCAAUGGGAAAUGAUUGAAGAAGAAAAUUCAAGUGAAAUUUUAAGAAAAUCUACGGAGAAUGAGCUUUUUUACAGCACAACAGUUUCACCUGAAGAUACAGAGUUCUAUUGGGCAUCAAUUGAUCUAAGCUUCGGUUUUGGCUUUAUAAUUCUCAUCCUACUUAUCAUUAUUCUUUGA